CAUCCACAGGACACUGCGAAGAAACAUGUUGUUCCUGGGUUCGAUCUACCCGACAAGAUUGCGGAAGUUCCUGAGCCAACGACGCCUGUAUCUGGAAAUUCCACCGAGGGAAUUGGUGCCCGUCUGACAUCUGAGACGAUCAGCAUCGCCGGUAGUGCUACCUCUGCUGAGCCUGCUGAAGCCUCUGCUCAUGCCAACAGGCCUGUCAGCAACAAGGGGAGGGAUUCCUCGCCUCCUAUUGACCUACCUGAGAUCGAAGGCCGAGGAACAGCAGGCAGCAGCUGCGGCUGUCGAAGGGAUAUCCAAGGCUCCGCGCGCCGACGAAUACCUGAAAUCUGUCUCUCUCAAAGCCCUGUUUUCAGCAACGACGACCUCGACACGCUCACCGUCUGAAAUCCGCGCCGGCCUCAUCAACGUAAUGAACACCAUGCACCUGCGGUUCCAUGAAGGCAAGGGCUACUUUACGUGCAGCAUGGUAACCUCGGUCGGCCCAACCAACCUGCAGGACGCCGUAUACCCAAUGCACGCUGACGCAGCGUCAAAGAACUCGGGCUUACACAAGAGCAUGCGCUUAGGCGGCAUUGAUCGGAAGCUGAGUUUCCGUCGCCGUCGGCACAACCGCCAUGAGGAUAAGGCGGGUCUGAUUGACAGCGAAGCACCUAUGGCGGUGCCAGGCGGUGGAUCAGGACCGCAUAGUAUUGCCGAGUCUGGUGUAUCCGAGAACCGUGAAGUUGCCGUUGCAGAGAAUGCGAAGGGCAUUUCUGUGUGCUUCCAGAUCUUCAUGGUGCGCGUGCCGCUAUUGCAGUUGUAUGGACUGCAGUUCCGGCGUGUCUCAGGCCCUACGUGGAAAUACAAGGACAUCUGCUCGGAGAUCCUUGAGCGCCUGAAGCUCUAAACAGUUUGUUUUAUGUCCUUUUUGACCUUCAUUUUGCCCCACUUGAUUUUUCUCCCCAGUUUCUUCCCACCUUUCUUGCUAUUCAUGUUAAUCCAAUUGGAUAACCAAAACAGAUGGAAUUGUAGCAUGUGUGCUAUAUAUUAGAUCUCGGUCCACGAUCAGAUCAACAUGGAAAGUGCUCUCUGAGCUACUAGGUGGCUAUGAGCGGCUACGUACCUACGCUAGGCUGGGGAGUCCCUUCAGUUUCUCAAUUGGAUACUAGUUAAUAU
This is a messenger RNA of Linderina pennispora, 1164 nucleotides long. RefSeq names its product kinase associated domain 1-containing protein. The coding region runs from base 191 to 895 and encodes 234 amino acids. The record is from RefSeq and is a predicted model, not a curated record. The transcript has a single exon. Lineage: Eukaryota; Fungi; Kickxellomycota; Kickxellomycetes; Kickxellales; Kickxellaceae.